Molecule: messenger RNA, 716 nt
Organism: Cryptococcus deneoformans JEC21
Lineage: Eukaryota; Fungi; Basidiomycota; Tremellomycetes; Tremellales; Cryptococcaceae
Product: antiphagocytic protein, putative
Exons: 3
Coding region: 34-582 (182 amino acids)
Source: RefSeq, a predicted model, not a curated record
AGUUAGUCUGCAAGCCAACCCAACAAGUAAUACAUGAUGUCUUCUACCUCUUCUGAACUUUGCUUUGACUGUGCCAACUGUGUUGAAAUGCUUCCUAAGGGAACAACGAAGUCGGUCACCAGGCCCGAGAUCUUGGAAAGGCUAACCAGGAUCGAGAAUCAUAUUGAAGUCCAAACUGCGUUACUCAGUAGUAUGGCGGCAAGCAAGGAUUACGAGAAGAAGGUAGUAUAUACUGAUGACGACGACGAGUUGGAGGAACCGGAUGUACAACUUUGCAAUGUGACUCGCGAAAUGGCCGCUCUGAAAACCUACAAACCACAGCCUAAAGUCACGAACCACAAGGUCAUCAUUGAGGCUGCUCUCGGUCGACUCGACCAUGUGAACGGGGAUAGCAGCAUUAGAUGGGCCCAAUCAGUUAUACUUGGCCUGCAGGCAGCCGAAACACUGCAAAAUGAUAAGCAGAUGAUGGAGCUCGCAAGGGUUAUAGGAUGUCUGGAGGCCUGCGAACUUCGUUGGGCAGGGGACUGGAGAGCUGGUGUGGCAUCCAUCACAUUGAAGGAGCUGCGAACAUUGAUGAUUUGAGCUGAUCGCGAGUGAUACUUUUGCGCCCGUUUCCUUUCUCCUUGUCUGUUGUUGUCUGUCGUAUAUCUCUGUACUAUUCAGGGGGACUAUUUUAUUCAGAGCAGUGGUUUGUCGAUGUAUUCUUAUAGCACCUG